AUGCUCGUCGACAUCGAGUCGUCGUCCAGGUUCGAACUGAGAGACAUCAUUACUGACCUGGUCCUACAACCGGCCUUCACCUUGAGCCGACGCUUCACACAGUAUACCUUGGUCCGAUUGUCUUUGGUCAUCUUCCUACUCCCAGUCUACUUCUACUGCCAAAUCUUCUCGGCUCUUCCCACCAUUAUCCGAAACUCCGUCAGACUAUUCAGUGGUGUUGGGCGCCGCGGUCUCCGCAACGCAUCAGAGGUGUGCAGGCGCGAGGAAAGACACAUUGCUGAACAGCAGUGGCAUGACACGUAUCGGUUUCCGAAGACUGCCGCGAUCUCAGGCUCAGCUAGCGCCAAACGCUGGAAAGCCCCCAUGGUCUGUGUUUCUGUCUGCGGCCUAUCUGUUCGUGUUGUCCACACAAGGCCUAUGUCUUCCUUUCCCGACAGGAAGCAGAUACUUCUUCUCCACGGGAACCCGAGCUGGAGCUUCGUCUGGCGAGCCAUCAUCCAGCCUCUCACGGAGUCGGGCCACGAGGUCUUCACUGUCGACUGGCUUGGUCAUGGCGCUUCGGAUAAGCCUACAUCAGUCCGCGACAUCUCCUUCGAGUUGCACAUGCGGACACUUCUCAACGUCGUCGAAAAGCUCAAUCUCAAGGACUUCUACAUAGCAGCACAUGAUUGGGGUGGUUGUGUAGCGCUUUGUACCAUCCCACAUUUACCCGCGAGCCACAGAUGCGAGGGGUUGCUACUAAUGAAUUCAUUCCUCCCAGCUCGACCGAGCGACAUCACACUUAACUCUUACCUCCUAUAUCUACUCUGGUUUCUGAGCACCGGUAUCCUCGGCCCGCUCCUGCCAGAGUCAAUGGUCAUGCGCUUUAUGGCACCCAACAUCACUUCGACUGUCGUACAGGCAUACUGUUGGCCGUACGAAUCCACGCCCAUGAGCGCGAAGGCCAGCAUCAAUCGAUUCGCUCACAUCGUACCCGGCUUACCCGACUUCAUCCUGAACCUACGGUCAACCUCCGUUUGGCGGCUCAUCGAAGGAUUACUUGGGCCGGAGCGCUUCACCAAUAUUACGGCUCAGGCUAGGCUCGCCGAUCGAGACAGAAGUGUCAGGGAUUGGUGGUUCGGAGCUCACUCUUCGAGCCAUAGUCAUGCGGAAGUCAUUAGCCGCGAAAACGUCUCUUCUGAAAGCGAUCUGUUGACUGCCGUGAAUGACACCACAUUCUCACCGCCAACAGCAAUUCCACCGAAGAACGUUUUCGUCGUGUUCGGACCUGACGAUCCUUUGUUGACAGAUUGCAAGAGCAUCCUCGAGAAAAGUAUUAAAGUCAGUCCCUGCAUAAGCCCAGAUUUGGACUAUUCCAUACCAUCGAUCUCACGGGAGAAGCGCAAGAAAGAUAGUUACCAAGACGCAAAGACGGAGGGAGAUAGCGAGGCGAAAGAGAAGAUCCCACGGUCCAAACAACCCGCAGGGUUGGAGUUGCGACAGCCACCCCCGGAGCUAUCUAUCAAACACCAACAACAGCAGCCGGAGCAGACCGUCUCGCAACCCCAUCCUAGGCUGAGUAUUGUCGGAUCAGGGGCAGGUUCCGUGGUGCACAAUGGGUGGUUGAUGGUCGCCAAGGGCACGGCAGGACAUUAUCCUAUGGAGACCGAGGGCGUGGUAGAAGUGAUUGAGGGAGCAAUCCACGUCUUGAUUGAGAUCUGCACUCGUGGAUCUGCUACCGACUGA
Fonsecaea erecta is the source of this 1725-nucleotide messenger RNA. RefSeq lists its product as hypothetical. Bases 1 to 1725 code for a protein of 574 amino acids. Lineage: Eukaryota; Fungi; Ascomycota; Eurotiomycetes; Chaetothyriales; Herpotrichiellaceae. The record is from RefSeq and is a predicted model, not a curated record. The transcript has a single exon.